Messenger RNA from Asparagus officinalis (garden asparagus), 1636 nucleotides. Its product is annotated as erlin-2-B. The transcript has 9 exons. Gene Ontology annotation, biological process: SREBP signaling pathway. Gene Ontology annotation, cellular component: endoplasmic reticulum membrane; endoplasmic reticulum. The record is from RefSeq and is a predicted model, not a curated record. Gene Ontology annotation, molecular function: cholesterol binding; ubiquitin protein ligase binding. Bases 192 to 1259 code for a protein of 355 amino acids. Lineage: Eukaryota; Viridiplantae; Streptophyta; Magnoliopsida; Asparagales; Asparagaceae.
CUACUAGGGUUCAAGCCGGUUCCCUCUCGCGUCCCAUUUACACCGGGCGCGAGUCGCGUUCCCUUAAAAUCCCUCGCGAAGCACCACAAUCCGCCGAUAAACAAAUCUCCUCUCCCUAAUUAACUGCCUCUACUGCUCAGUUGACCUUGAGGUUCUCCCUCUCUCUCUGCCACAAGAAGAAAGGAAUCUCCAUGGAUCAGCACCAGCAGAGGUUGGAUAAUGCUCCUCGGCCUCCCGCCAACGGCGAUCUUAUGGGCAUCGCGACCAUGGCGGUGAUCUCCAUUGUGGUAAUCAUGAUAUUUCUCAUGUCGUCAUUGGGAUCUGAAGGUUCUAGCUUCCAGAUAUUACAUCAAGUUCCUGAAGGCCAUGUUGGUUGUUACUGGAGGGGUGGUGCUCUUUUGAAUCAGAUCACUGAUCCAGGUUUCCAUCUGAAGUUGCCACUGAUAACCCAGUUUGAGCCCAUUCAAGUGACUCUUCAGACAGAUCUGGUGAGGGAUAUUCCAUGUGGUACUAAAGGUGGCGUGAUGAUCAGCUUUGAUAAGAUAGAGGUAGUGAAUCGCCUUCGCAAGGAGCAUGUUUAUGAGACAUUGCUAAACUAUGGCAUAAACUAUGACAAGACAUGGAUAUAUGAUAAGAUUCAUCAUGAGAUUAACCAGUUCUGCAGUGCUCAUACUAUGCAACAAGUUUACAUUGACAUGUUUGAUCAGAUUGAUGACAAAAUGAAGGAGGCCAUCCAAAAUGACUGCACAAAGUAUGCUCCAGGGAUUGAGAUUAUCAAUGUUCGUGUUACAAAACCAAAUAUACCACAUAGCAUUAAGAGGAACUUCGAGCAAAUGGAGGAAGAAAGAACAAAAGCUUUAAUUGCUAUCGAAAAGCAGAAAGUAUCAGAGAAAGAGGCGGAAACAUUGAAGAAGAUAGCAUUAUCAGAAGCUGAGAAAAAUGCUCAGGUCAGUAGGAUACUGAUGGAACAGAGGCUGACGGAGAAAGACAGUUCCAAGAGGCAGCAGGAGAUUGAGAAUGAAAUGUAUUUGGCAAGAGAGAAGAGUCAGGCAGACGCUAACUAUUAUAGAGUGAUGAGAGAAGCAGAAGCAAAUAGACUGAAGCUCACACCUGAAUUUCUCGAGCUCAAAUUCAUUGAAAGCAUUGCGAAUAAUUCAAAGAUCUUCUUUGGAGAGAAGGUGCCAAAUAUGAUACUUGAUCAGAGGCUGCUUGGAAAUUUUCUUCGGGGUGCUGCCAAGUUAGAGCAUACAGAGAUGUAGUUAGGGAUUGGCAAGCCACACGAUUGAUUACACUGGAAUAUGUUAAAAAUACGUGACACCCGGCCUUGCUUUUGCAAUUUUGCUUUGCCCAAUUUUGGGUUGGUUUGAAAAUUCAGAUGCUAGUCGUUCUUGCUGAUUUCUGCUAAGUCUCAUUUACAUAAGCAUCUUUUAUCUACCCUGGACUUUUUGUUGUUAUGAUGAAAUUGAGAUAUUCUUUCAUCGAUUGACACUGUUGAGAGAUACUAUAGAUAGAGAUUUUUUUUUUGCUGUUUGUACAUAGAGAUAUUGAAUAAUUAACUCAUGUGGUGUUCUACUCUUGUUUAGAUUACCGUGUAUAAAUCAAACAAUUAUAUUUGUUCUCAAGUCCGAAUUCACUC